Jatropha curcas is the source of this 1715-nucleotide messenger RNA. Its product is annotated as HXXXD-type acyl-transferase family protein. The record is from RefSeq and is a predicted model, not a curated record. NCBI's taxonomy places the organism in Eukaryota, Viridiplantae, Streptophyta, Magnoliopsida, Malpighiales, Euphorbiaceae. Gene Ontology annotation, molecular function: acyltransferase activity, transferring groups other than amino-acyl groups.
CUUGAAAAGCUUCUUUCUCGGUUAUCUUUACAUGUCUUCGAAAAUUCUCUCUUCUACAAAUGCAGUUUCCUGGUAUGAUUUCCUUCACAACUCUAAUGGCUCCCUUGGUUCAAGAACUCCAUUUCCGCCACCUAAUCAUUCCCGUUACCAUUUGUCGUUUAGUUCCGGUACUGCCUGCCGGACCUAUACCAGUCACCUCAGGCGACAGUCUUUACCUCUCAAACCUUGAUGAUAUGAUUGGAGCUCGUGUUUUAACCCCAACAAUAUAUUUCUUUAGAGCAGAUUACUUGAAUUCUGCUAAAAAACCUGUCAUGGAAACGUUAUCUGAUGCUUUGGCCUGUGUUUUAGUUCCUUAUUAUCCUUUAUCUGGCAGGAUUAGAGAAACCAAGAAUGGGAAAUUACAAGUGUUUUUUGGACAAGAACAAGGCGUACUUAUGAUUGAGGCAUACUCAGAUAUGGCUUUAGCUGAAUUAGGAGACCUUACUGUACCGAACCCAGAAUGGUCACCAUUGAUUUACAAGUUCCCAAAUGAAGAACCCUACAAAAUUCUUGACUUGCCCUUGCUUAUAGCUCAGGUAACUCUCUUUCGUUGUGGUGGGUUUAGUCUAGGCUUAAGACUUUGCCAUUGCAUUUGCGAUGGCAUCGGUGCUAUGCAGUUUCUUGGUGCUUGGGCAGCCACAGCAAGGUUAGGCACUUUGGUGACAAGUCCUGAACCUUGUUGGGAUAGGGAGUUUCUCCGGCCUCGAAACCCACCGAUGGUGAAACAUCCACAUAUAGAGUUUAUGAGAGUUGAUGAUGGCUCGAGUUUAACAACAUCGUUAUGGCAAGAAAAGCUUGUGCAGAAAUGUUACAGAAUUACCAGAGAGUUUCAAACUCAACUAAAAACUAUAGCACAAACAGAUAGCAAGUUUUUCUGCACUACUUUUGAUGCUAUAGCAGCACAUAUAUGGAGGUCAUGGGUGAAAGCACUAGAUGUAAAACCAUUAGAAUAUAAGCUUAGGCUAACAUUUUCUGUUAAUGCUCGCCAAAAGCUUAGAAACCCACCAUUAAAAGAUGGUUUUUAUGGCAAUGUGAUAUGUUUAGCAUGUGCAGUGAGCUCUGUGUAUGAGCUUAUUAAUGGAAAUCUUGCUGAUACUACCCGUUUGGUCCAAGAAGCUCGGAUUGGUGUCUCAGAAGAAUACCUCAAGUCAACAAUAGAUUAUAUGGAAGUAGACAGGCCAAAAAGGCUCGAAUUCGCAGGGAAAUUGACAAUAACACAAUGGACAAGAAUCUCAAUUUACGAGUCUGCAGAUUUUGGAUGGGGAAGGCCAAUUUAUGCAGGUCCUAUAGACCUCACCCCAACACCACAAGUUUGUGUACUCCUACCAGAAGGGGGGACUGACUCAACAGGAAGAAUGGUGGUUUGCAUUUGCUUGCCUCAGUCUGCUACGGCUAGAUUUACCCAAUACUUUUAUUCUGCGGAUUCAAACCUCAUAUGAAUGUGUUAAUAGGAAAAAACCUGUUAUAGUUUAGUGCCAAGUUGAUGGUACAGCACUAGAAUUGCUGUAUAUUUGAUUUGAUUUCAAAUUUUUCUUUAAUAAUAAGUGAUAAACCAGUAUAAAAUUUCAGUUCCCUAGACUAGAAUUUAGAAUUUCUUUUUUUAACUGUCUCGUGUCAUCCCAUCUUAGCCGAGGGUGAUUUACAAUUUCUUUAUUAAUCUACAACUCUAUAAUUCA